Molecule: messenger RNA, 543 nt
Organism: Lingula anatina
Lineage: Eukaryota; Metazoa; Brachiopoda; Lingulata; Lingulida; Lingulidae
Product: sarcoplasmic calcium-binding protein-like
Source: RefSeq, a predicted model, not a curated record
AUGUCAGCAGCUUCCUUCCCCAACUUUUGGGUGCGUAAAAUGCGAUCUUUCUUCGUCCUCUUUGACAGAGAUCUUGACGGAUUGGUCAACAAGAAAAAUUACGUCGACUGGAUUGCUGGGAGAGUGUGUAGAUUCAUGCCUAAGGAGAAAGCGGAGGCAUACAUCCCACUGUGGUCGGCGGCUUGGGACUUCUACUGGGCCGAGAAGGCUGUCAAUGACAACGUCAACAUAGAUGAUAUGAUUCAAAUGCAUUCUCGCUAUCUCAGUGAUCCGAACUUCCACGAGUCGGCGGAACAAUGUUUGGCUGCGUUCUUCGACUCUGCGGACGCCAAUAGUGACGGGAUGAUUUCCCUUCCCGAGUACGUGGCUUUUCUUGAAUGUUACGGCGUGCACCCCCUAUCGGUGACUCCAUCUUUCGAGGCACUGGAUACCAAUCACGAUGGGAUGAUCAGCAAGGAAGAGUUCGUAAAAGCUGGGACCGACUACUUCCAAGUAACUGCAGACACACCUGCAAAAUUUUUCUGGGGUCCUUUCCGUGGUUGA